Messenger RNA from Heteronotia binoei (common prickly gecko), 1786 nucleotides. RefSeq names its product CCZ1 homolog, vacuolar protein trafficking and biogenesis associated (gene CCZ1). Gene Ontology annotation, biological process: vesicle-mediated transport. The transcript is spliced from 15 exons. Lineage: Eukaryota; Metazoa; Chordata; Lepidosauria; Squamata; Gekkonidae. Gene Ontology annotation, cellular component: intracellular membrane-bounded organelle; Mon1-Ccz1 complex. The record is from RefSeq and is a predicted model, not a curated record. Bases 50 to 1483 code for a protein of 477 amino acids.
CUACGAGGCGGCGGCGCGCGGCCUCAGGCGCUUUCCUUCCAGGCCCGGGAUGGCGGCGGCGGCCGGGGGAGGCGCCGGGGGGCCGGAGAAGCCUCUGGCGCCGGCCUUGCUCAGCUUCUUCAUCUACAACCCGCGACUAGGAUCCAGGGAAGGAGAGGAAGAAAAGAAGAUUCUUCUUUAUUAUCCAAAUGAAGUAGAAAAAAAUGAGAAAAUCAGAAGUGUUGGAUUAUGUGAAGCUAUCGUCCAGUUCACGAGGACCUUUAGUCCUUUGAAACCUGCGAAGUCCUUGCAUACCCAGAAGAACAGACAGUUCUUCCAUGAGCCUGAAGAAAAUUUCUGGAUGGUUAUGGUUGUACGAAAUCCUGUCAUAGGAAAACAGAAAGAUGGCAAACCAACCGUUGAGUAUCAAGAAGAAGAAUUACUGGACAAGGUGUAUAGUUCAGUGUUACAGCAGUGUUACAACAUGUACAAGCUUUUUAAUGGCACAUUCCGAAAAGCCAUGGAAGAUGGAGGUGUUAAAACUCUAAAAGAGAGACUAGAGAAAUUCUUCCAUCGGUACUUGCAGACGCUUCAUCUACAGUCGUGCGACUUGCUGGAUGUUUUCUGUGGAAUCAGCUUCUUCCCAUUGGAUAAAAUGACUUACUUGAGAAUUCAGUCGUUCAUCAAUAAGAUGGAAGAAAGCCUGUGCAUUGUCAAAUAUACAGCUUUUCUCUACAACGAUCAGCUCAUCUGGAGUGGAUUGGAGCAAGACGACAUGAGGAUUUUAUACAAGUAUCUCACCACAUCUCUGUUUCCAAGGCACAUAGAACCAGAGUUGGCAGGAAGAGAUUCACCAACACAUGCAGAAAUGCCUGGAAAUCUUCAGCAUUAUGGAAGGUUUCUCACUGGACCUCUUAAUAUUAAUGACCCAGAAGCAAAAUGCAGGUUUCCUAGAAUAUUUGUAAACACAGAGGAUACUUAUGAAGAGCUUCAUUUGAUUGUUUAUAAGGCUAUGAGUGCAGCUGUCUGUUUCAUGAUUGAUGCCUCCAUACAGCCUACGUUGGAGUUCUGCCGUAAACUGGACAGCAUCGUUGGGCCCCAGCUGACAGUAUUAGCGUCAGAUAUAUGUGAACAAUAUAACAUCAACAAAAGACUGGCAGGGUCAGAGAAGGAGCCCCAGUUUAAGUUUAUCUAUUUCAAUCACAUGAACCUGGCCGAGAAAAGUACAAUCCACAUGAGGAGAACAUCCAACAUCUCACUUGCAUCCGUUCACCCAGACUUGAUGAAGAUUCUUGGAGACAUCAACAGUGAUUUCACAAGAGUUGAUGAUGAUGAGGAAAUCAUCGUUAAGGCCAUGAGUGAUUACUGGAUAGUGGGCAAGAAAUCUGAUCAGCGGGAACUAUACGUGAUUUUGAAUCAGAAAAAUGCAAACCUGAUUGAAGUGAAUGAAGAAGUAAAGAAACUCUGUGCAACACAGUUCAACAACAUCUUCUUCUUAGAUUGAUCUGCUGAGGACCAACACUUCCAAAAGGUGGCUUGAAAAUGUCCCAAAAAGCAUUUUUUGUUUACGCUGACAGGUUUAUUAGUCAUAUGAUUGACUGGAACAAUGACAAUAGUAAAGCAAUACUUGCUUUGUAAGAAUCUAAUUUCUACCAAAAAACUGUAGAAGUCUCUGAUUGUACAAUUUUUAGAUUUUAAAAGUAUUUAUGUGCAAAUGUAUUAAAACCAUAUGAAUUAAACGCAUCAUUCAGUUUCUCUGAUAUUUAUGUGAAUAUUUUACUGAACAAUAAAAUUGGUCAUUAUUACA